AUGACGUUCAGGGUUUCCCAAGCAGGAGGUCUGAAGGUGGUGACACAUGUUGUUUCUAUCGCCCAGGGCUUUUUUCACUCACAGGAGUCCAAGAUGACCUCCGCCCGGCUUUACUCCCUGUGUCUUCUCACACUUUACUUGACAAGUGGAUAUGGCCAAGAAGGGAAGUUCAGCGGCCCCCUGAAGCCCAUGACGUUCUCUAUUUUUGAAGGCCAAGAACCCAGUCAAGUCAUAUUCCAGUUUAAGGCCAGCAGUCCAGCGGUGAGGUUUGAACUAACGGGGGAAACAGAUGGCAUCUUCAUGAUAGAAGGGGAUGGACUUCUGUAUUACACCAGAGCCCUGGACAGAGAAACAAGGGCCGUGCAUCAUCUCCAGCUUGCAGCCCUGAAUUCUCAAGGAGGCACAGUAGAGGGCCCCGUCCCCAUCACCAUAGAAGUCAAGGACAUCAAUGACAAUCGACCCACAUUUCUCCAGCCAAGAUAUGAAGGCUCUGUGAGGCAGAGCUCUCGUCCAGGAAAGCCUUUCAUGUAUGUGAAUGCUACAGACCUGGAUGAUCCAACUACUCUCAAUGGCCAACUUUUUUAUCAGAUCGUCAUCCAGCUCCCCUUAAUCAACAAUGUUAGGUACUUCCAGAUCGACAAUAAAACUGGAGGGAUAUCACUUACCCAAGAAGGGUCCCAGGAACUGGAUCCAGUUAAGAAUGCUUUCUACAGUCUGGUGGUCUCAGUGAAGGACAUGGGGGGCCAGAAUGAGAAUUCCUUCAGUGACACCACGUCUGUGGAUAUUACUGUGAGGGAGAACAUCUGGAAAGCACCAGAGGCUGUGGAGAUUACAGAAAACUCAACUGCUCCUCACCCCAUCAAAAUCACCCAGGUGCAGUGGAACGACCCAGGUGCUCACUAUUCCUUAGUCAACAAGGAGAAGCUGCCACAAUUCCCCUUCUCUAUUGACCAGGAUGGAAAUAUUUAUGUGACUCAGCCCUUGGACCGAGAGGAAAAGGACUCGCAUGUUUUCUUUGCAACUGCCAAGGAUGAGAAUGGAAAACUCCUUGCAUUCCCACUGGACAUUCACGUGAAAGUUAUUGACAUUAAUGAUAACCCACCAACGUGUCCAUCUAAGGUGACUGUAUUUGAAGUCCAGGAGAAUGAACUAGUGGGUAGCAGCAUCGGAUUCUUUAUUGCCCACGACAUGGAUGAAGCAAACACCGUUAACAGUAUUUUGAAGUACAAGCUUGUAGACCAAACCCCCAAAAUUCCUUCAGAUGGGCUCUUUCUCAUUCAAGAAUAUGAGGGAAAGGUCCAGUUAGGGAAACACUCCUUGAAGAAGCAAGACAAUCCUCAGUACAACUUGACGGUCGAGGUGGCUGACAAAGAUUUCAAGACCCUCUGUUCUGUGCAAGUCAACGUUAUUGAUAUCAACGAUCAGAUCCCCAUCUUUGAAGUAUCAGAUUAUGGAAACAUGACUCUCCCUGAAGACACAGCCGUUGGAUCCACCAUCUUAGUCAUCCAAGCCACGGAUGCGGAUGAGCCCUUUACUGGCAGCUCUAAAAUCCUUUACAAGGUUGUCCAGGGAGACCCCGAGGGAAGACUGGAAGUCGUCACAGAUCCCCAGACCAAUGCAGGAUAUGUCAAGAUCAAAAAGCCUCUCGAUUUUGAAACCGAACCAGUUACCAACAUUGUGUUCAAAGCAGAAAACCCUGAACCACUGGUGGCCAACGUAUUGUACAAUGCUAGCUCUUUUGCCUCAUUCAAGCUGUUUGUGACGGAUGUGAAUGAAGCGCCUGUGUUUCCACAACGCAUAUUCCAAGCAAAAAUCAGAGAAGAUGCCGCCAUAGGCACUAAAGUGGGCAAUGUGACUGCCAGGGACCCGGAAGGCCUGCCUGUGAGUUACUCACUGAGCGGCGAUAAGAGAGGUUGGCUUAAAAUCGACUCUGUCACCGGGGAGAUAUUUAGCGCGGCUCCGCUGGACAGGGAAACAGAAAGUCUGUAUCGGGUACAAGUGGUGGCCACUGAAAUAGGUGGGUCCUCUUUGAGCACCACGGUAGAGUUCCACCUGGCCCUCACAGAUGUGAAUGACAAUCCCCCACGCCUAGCCAAGGAGUACACAGGCCUGUUCUUUUGCCAUCCCCUCAGUACCACCCAGAGUCUCAUCUUUGAGGCCACUGACGAUGACCAGCAGUCAUCUUGGAGGCCACAGUUCACAUUUGCCCUUGGCAGAGAAAGCUUACAAAAUGACUGGGAAGUUUCCAAAAUCAAUGGCACACAUGCUAGACUCUCCACCAAGCACACACGCUUUGAGGAACGAGUUUACGAAAUCCCAAUCCUCCUCAGUGAUGCGGGGCAGCCACCCAUGGAAGGCACUGUUUUCUUACCAGUUACUUUCUGCCAGUGUGUGGAAGGAAGCUGUUUCCGGCCAGCAGGCAGCCAUGAUGGGAUACCCACGGUAGGCAUGGCAGUGGGUAUACUUCUGACCACCUUUCUGGUCAUUGGUAUAAUUUUAGCAGUUGUAUUCAUCCGAAUAAAGAAAGAUGAAGGAAAAAAUAAUGUUGAAAAUCCCCAGUCCCCUGAAACUAGACCUCUGAGAAGCUGAAUUUGAAAAGAAACGGUCAAGUUUAUGCAUCAAGUGCUUCAUCAGUACC
Molecule: messenger RNA, 2638 nt
Organism: Phodopus roborovskii (desert hamster)
Lineage: Eukaryota; Metazoa; Chordata; Mammalia; Rodentia; Cricetidae
Gene: Cdh17
Product: cadherin 17
Exons: 18
Coding region: 1-2589 (862 amino acids)
Biological process (GO): cell-cell junction assembly; calcium-dependent cell-cell adhesion; homophilic cell-cell adhesion
Cellular component (GO): adherens junction; plasma membrane; catenin complex
Molecular function (GO): calcium ion binding; cadherin binding
Source: RefSeq, a predicted model, not a curated record